Molecule: messenger RNA, 3514 nt
Organism: Zophobas morio
Lineage: Eukaryota; Metazoa; Arthropoda; Insecta; Coleoptera; Tenebrionidae
Product: organic cation transporter protein-like
Exons: 11
Coding region: 460-2082 (540 amino acids)
Biological process (GO): transmembrane transport
Cellular component (GO): membrane
Molecular function (GO): transmembrane transporter activity
Source: RefSeq, a predicted model, not a curated record
AUUAUUAGUUAACCUCUCGUCCCGAGUUGCAUUACGUGUAAAUCCUUUAUUUUAAAGCGUACCACCACCGUCGACUCAUUUAUUCGACCACCAGUCCAAGUAAAGCGUGCUUUUUCCCUCGGAAAAUUUCGCAUUUGCUUUUAUUAUUGUAUCAUCCCUGUCGGAAAUUGGGGCAGCCGACCCAAAAAAAAUCCUAAAAUUGCGCAAAUUUAGCGAUUUUUUAGCAAACCCAAGAACUCAUGCUGUUUGAAUCUUUCUUGGGCGCAUGAUCGCGAUGGCGUGACGGUGUGUUGGUCCAGACAAAUUAUUUGCAUCUUCCAUACAAGCCAGCGUAAAAAUUGAGUUGGAAGACUGGUAACCCCGAUUUAGCCCGAAACGUGUGUAGAAGCUCGAUUUUAAAGUAGCGAGUGUUACAUGUGAGCUCUAUUAGUGUUUGUCUGUAAAAUCGAAUUCGAUAAAAUGGGAUACGACGAUGUAAUUCCAUUAAUAGGCGACUUUGGAAGGUACCAGAAGCGCAUCUAUUUCCUAUUAUGCCUUCCAGCUAUACUCUGUGCAUUUCAUAAACUGGGCAACGUGUUCCUCGUUGCUGAACCUGAAUACAGGUGCAAACUACCCUCUGAACUUCCCAAUGCCAGUUAUCACCUAACCCCCGAAAUAUUGAAUAAAUCCUAUCCAUGGGAUUCUUUCAAAAAAAAGUAUUCGUCGUGCGUCAUGCUUGUUAAUAAUACCGAAAGAAAAUGCCACGAAUAUGUCUAUGACACAGACGUGUAUGGAUACACCGCAGUAAUCGAAUGGGAACUCACAUGUGAUAAAGCUCACACGAUAGCCACCAGCAAUGCAAUUUUUAUGGUAGGAGUUAUGUUAGGUUCUAUAAUCUUCGGGCAAUUAUCAGACAAAUUCGGCAGGAAACUCAUCUUUUUCAUUUCUCUAGUAAUACAAGUCGUUUUUGGCUUAAUCGCCGCCUUCGCACCAGAACUAUGGUCAUUUUCUUUAGCUCGAGCCAUCGUCGGGGCUACCACUUCAGGCGUCUUUUUAGUAGCCUACGUCAUCGCUUUGGAGAUGGUGGGACCCCAAAAGCGGCUUUUGGCGGGAACGGGGUGCCAAAUGUUCUUCUCCGCUGGCUACAUGCUAACUGCAGCCUUCGCUGUUUACAUCAACGACUGGAGAAACCUUCAGCUGGCGUUGACCAUUCCCGGUUUGGUGUUCUUUUGCUACUGGUGGUUUAUCCCGGAAUCUACGAGAUGGUUAAUCAGCCAAAAUCGAAUAAGUGAAGCUAAAACCCUUAUUAAAAUUGCUGCCAAAGCAAACAAAAAAACAAUCACGGACGACCAGUUGCACAAUUUGCUCAUUUCCGAUGCAAAACCUGUCAAUCGUCUAGACAAUCAAGCGACUGUACUGGAUAUUUUCAAACAUUCCAAUUUAAGAAAACGAUCUCUGAUUAUAUUAUUUGAUUGGUUUGCAAAUAAUAUUACUUACUAUGGCCUCUCUUGGAACACGAAUAAUUUAGGGGGAAAUCCGUACAUCAACUUCGUUAUAUCCGGAGCUGUAGAAAUUCCUGCUUACAUUUUUCUUUUGUUGACUUUGAAUAGAUGGGGACGCAAGUUUGUGAUGUGUGGAUGCAUGAUCACCGCCGGGUUAGCUUUAUUACUUACUAUGGCCAUUCCAAAUGAUCAACAAUGGUUAAUAGUUACUUUAGCCAUGAUCGGAAAACUAGCCAUUACUGCUAGCUAUGGAGCAGUUUACAUUUUUUCGACUGAGCAAUUUCCCACUGCCAUUAGAAAUGCUGGGUUAGGUGCUGGAUCUACGUGUGCGCGCAUGGGCUCGAUUACUUCACCUUACAUUAAUCUACUGAGCAAAUUUUGGGACCCUCUUCCUUUGAUAGUUUUUGGUUCCUUGUCAUUGUUUGGAGGUGUCAUAUCUUUGGUUUUACCAGAAACGUUGAACAAGAAGCUGCCAGAAACCAUAGAAGAAGGCGAAGCUUUUGGAAAGAAACUCAAGAAGUGCGUAGACGAAGAGCAACCACUUAGCGUAAACGGAACUAAGAAACCAAUUAGAAUUAUGAAAAAUGGAGGAACGAAAUAGUCGUUAACUAGACAGUAUUAAAACGUUUAAAUUUUGAUUUCAGUAGUUGUUUUUUGAAGAAUACCUAGUUGUAAGUACUUUUAUCCACUUUUAUUCUGAAAAGGUGCUAAAGUUUUAUUACAUCACAAAAUUCAAACCAAAUAUAUUGUUGGAAAUUAACCGUAAUUUUAGAGUUGUUACUGUGAAAAAAGCUAGUCAUUACUGAUUUUACAAUUGUGUAUUGGUUUUCUCUUUUCAAAAAUUGAUGUUUGAUAAAACGUGCCAAAACUCAACGUUUUUAUGAAUUUACAAUAAAAACAAAAGUAAUAUGGAUAAAUACUUAAAACGUAGUAUUUAUAAGCUCAUUUACAUAAAAAAUGGCAUUGAAGUGUUCCGUUUUAAAAAUACUUACGCUGCACAAGUCUGACAGGUAUUUACAACUGAAGUAUCGUCUCGUAUUAAACCUUUGGAGGUUCUCCUGGAAAAAUUGUGCUUGUGCAUAAUUAGAUGUGAAUAGUAGAGCUUCCGCCGCUUCAAAUUACACGAAUAAUGAUAAUUGGAAAAUUGCUAUUUUAUGGUAGUGUCUAUUCAAUUGCUUUAUAAUAGCUAAUAAUACAAUAAUGGUACUACAUGGUUUUUAUUUUGUUUAUUUGCUGUUUUAACUCAUGGACGGUACUUAAAAAAUCGAAAUUUAUAAUUUAAUAGCACGUGAUUCGCAAAGAACAAAUAAGUUUGACCUUUAGUUGCAAAUGCCUAAGGCUUGAAUGAUAAUGUGUUGUAGACUGAUGAAUUAGUUACAGACUUAUAAUAACUAUAUAAUAACUAUUUUUAAUUUACAUUAUUAGUUAAAAAAAUUCUUAUUCUCUAAGUUCAUUCACAUUAAUUGUUCUCUACAUAGAACGGAGAUUAAUACCUUACAAUAUUUACAUAUGCGCCUUUUUAUGCGAAACAAGUUUUAUUAUUCACAGUUAAAAGUUCUUUACUGCAUCUGCGUUAAAUGUUUAUUUAAGGAAAACAUUGGUAGUGCAAAAAUCGGUUAAAUUCGAGCCGCGCCCAUAAUGGUGCCAGAAGUAUGAUCUGUUGCUUUAUAUUAGUUGUAAGUUAGCUAUUCAAAAAGUGGAAGUGAUGUUGACGUAAUUUCCAAAACUCAAUUUUUAUGUGUUAGUAAUCCAUAAGAGCUUUGAAAGCGUGUUCAAUCUAUGUUGUUGUGUUUCUUUGAAAAUUUUAUAUGUUUUGUAUUUUUUAAUGAACGAGACAAGUUGUUGGGCAGGUCGCAUUGUCUUGAUCAGCCGGUGAUAAGCAGAUUACUCUCUCUACGUCUGUGUUUAUUGGUUAAUCAAAAUCCGUUAGUGUAAACCUAUUGAAAUGUAGUAAUUUUUUUUCGAAUUUGACAUUAUAUGCAUUUACAAAUUUUAUAUAAAGCGAUUUUUGAAAUAAAUGUGAUUGCAAAACC